Messenger RNA from Tachyglossus aculeatus (Australian echidna), 2191 nucleotides. RefSeq names its product selenoprotein N (gene SELENON). The record is from RefSeq and is a predicted model, not a curated record. Gene Ontology annotation, biological process: skeletal muscle fiber development; calcium ion homeostasis. Gene Ontology annotation, cellular component: endoplasmic reticulum membrane. Gene Ontology annotation, molecular function: calcium ion binding. NCBI's taxonomy places the organism in Eukaryota, Metazoa, Chordata, Mammalia, Monotremata, Tachyglossidae.
AUGUUCCUGAACGGCCGCUCGCUCCGGACCGACCCGGAUUCUCACACCGGGACUGGCCGGAGCCUCCUCUCCCCGGGGAACGAACACUUCCGAAACGCUACCAAAGAUGAAUCCACAUCAGAUGCCCUGCUGUUGGCCCUGAAGCUGGCGGAAGUCGGCACCGAUUCUCGUGGCACCGAUCGUGCCCGCUCCGGCCCGGCAGGACGAACGGCCGAGGCCUCGUGUGAAGGAAGACACCUGGCAGGGGCGCGGCCAUGGGCCGGGCCGGGCCGGGGGCCCGCGGCCCCCCCCCGCCGCCACUCCCCCCGACCGCCCCCGGGGCCGGGACCCUCGGGACCCCCUCUUCCUUCUCCUCCUCCUCCUCCUCCUCCGGGCCGCCCUCCGGGGCCUCCUCCCGGCCGGGGCCGGGGCCGUUGUCGUGGGGCGGUGGGCCUGGGCCUGCUGUCCGCCCUGCUGGCCGCCUUGCUGGCCGCCGCCUCCCACCGCUACGCGGGAUACCGGGCCGCCCGGGCCCAGGGGCUGCAGGAGGCUGCGCUCCGAUCUCUGGGCCCCGCUGGCCUCUUCCUGUUCUCCUCGCUGGACUCCGACAAGGACAUGACCCUCAGCCCCGAGGAGUUCAAGCCCAUCGCCGAGAAGCUGACCGGCGGGGUGCCCGCCGGGGGCUCUGGGGAAGAGGAGGAGGCGGCGGAAGAUGACCCCGACGGGGAGACGUUGUCCAUAGAGGCCAGGUUCCAGCCACUGGUGUUGGAGUCGAUGACCAAGAGCAAAGACGGUUUCUUGGGAGUCUCCCACCUGGCCCUGAAAGGCCUGCGCAACUGGACGGCCCCCGCCUCGCCCCUGGGCCAGUUCGCCGCCCGGCACUUCAAGGCCUUCCUGCCCCCUGAGGACCGGCUGGAGCUGGGCCAGCCCUGGUGGAUCGUCCCCAGCGAGCUGACCAUCUUCACCGGCUACCUGUCCAACGACCGCUUCUACCCCCCCGCGCCCAGGGGCAGGGAGGUCAUCCUCCAUCGCCUCCUGAGCAUGUUCCACCCGCGGCCCUUUGUGAAGACCCGCUUCGCCCCGCAAGGAGCCGUGGCCUGCCUCUCCGCCAUCAGCGACUUCUACUACACUGUCGUGUUCCGGAUCCACGCCGAGUUCCAGCUGAACGAGCCGCCCGACUUCCCCUUCUGGUUCUCUCCGGGCCAGUUCGCCGGCCACGUCGUGCUGACCCGGGACGCCUCCCACGUCCGCGAGUUCAAGCUGUUCGUCCCCAACCACAGGUCCCUGAACGUGGACAUGGAGUGGCUCUACGGGGCUGACCAGCACAGCAACAUGGAGGUGGACAUUGGCUACCUCCCUCAGAUGGAGCUGGAGGCCCUGGGCCCCUCGGUGCCAGCCGGGAUCCGGGACGAGUUGGGCCGCGCGCUGGGCGGCCGCCCGGCCUCGGGGGAACCCGGCCCGUUUGUGUUCGAGGAGAUCCAGUGGCGGCGGGCGCUGAGCCGGGAGGAGGCUGCCCGGCGGCUGGAGGUGGCCAUGUACCCCUUCAAGAAGGUCAGCUACCUGCCGUUCACCGAAGCUUUUGAGCGGGCGAAAGCGGAGAAGAAACUCGUGCACUCGGUCCUGCUGUGGGGAGCUCUGGAUGACCAGUCGUGCUGAGGUUCCGGGCGAACUCUCCGGGAGACCGUCCUGGAAAGUUCGCCCGUCCUCGCCCUCCUCAACGAGAGCUUCGUCAGCAGCUGGUCUCUGGUCAAGGAGCUGGAGGAGCUGCGGAAGCACCCUGAAAACGAGGCCCACCGGGAGCUGGCGGCCCGGCACCUGGAGAAGUACAGCUUCCCCGUGGAGAUGCUCAUCUGCCUCGCCAACGGCACCGUGGUCCACCACAUGAAUGCCAACCACUUUCUGGACAUCACGUCCCUGCAGCCCGAGGCCGGUGAGGGCAGCGCCUUCGGCUUCACGGCCGCCUUGGAAGACCCGGCCACGGCCACCUACGCCCGGUUCCUGCGAGAGGGGCUGCAGCGGGCCGGCCCCUUCCUCCGGCCCUAAGCUGGCCCCGAGGCCGAGCGGGGGCCGAACCGCCCCCGCCGCUCCCCUCGGCCAGCCGACCUUUGUGACGGUCGGAUCCGAAAUCCCAGAGGGAUCCGGCCCGAUGGCGGGACGGCUGGCUCUUGAGGGGUGAGGGCUUCCCUGCUCCGCUCCCUCAGAAGGAACAUGU